GUUUCUGGUGCCAGAAGCUUCAGGUGACGACUGUGAGCGGAGGGGCCUCCGUGGCAGCUUGCGGUGUGCUUGGGGGGGCUGCCCGUGGGGGCCCCGAGGUUUCCGAGGGGCUCACGGUAUCGCUUCUCGGCCUUUUGGCUAAGAUCAAGUGUAGUAUCUGUUCUUACGUUCUCGAUGCGAGGACUGACGCAUUGAACGCAUUUUCCGGUGCCGGGAGCGGAACUCGGAGCUUGCUCCAUCCGCUCCACACAUCGGCCCGGUUUUGCAGUUUAAUUGCCGAAAAAGACAGAGAAACACUUACUCUCGCCCCGCGCCCGGCCUGGUAUUGCACUACUUCCAGGACCGGCGCCAACCCAGUCCGGCAGACUGCCGGAACUAUAGAGACAAAAAGUGAGCUGACUAGCAGCUUGCUUUUCUUUCUCCUGCUGCAGCGAGGGUUCUCGUCAGUCAUGACGGGCUAGAGAAGGCGGUGCCGCCAGUACGUCCGAAAGGGUAUCCGGUUGCGCGAGCGACCGUGCUUCCCAGGUUAGUAGCCAAAGGGUGCUCUGGCUCGCCGGACCCCGAUAAAGCGAAAACCCCAGCUCGGGCUAGUAGCCGAAGACCUCGGUCGGUAGGCGAACGCCAGGGUUCGGAGGACGGAACGUGGAGCAACACCCCCAGGUCUCAAGGACGCCCUGAUCCACUGUCGAGAACGCUCGAGGCACGGAGACCCCAGCUAGGGCAGAACGUCGACUGCGGAUCCCGGAGGACCCUCCCAGGAGGGUAGACCAGCGAACCCGAGCCGGCGAAGAACCCCGACGCACCCCCCCACGAUGUCGGGACCCCGACAGGCGGCGGCGGACCCCCGACCAUCGAUCCACCCCCGGAGGCAGAGAGACUCUCAAAGCCCGGAACCCCGGCUGACGAGAGCCGCCUCCCGGCGGAGGACCCCGGAGCCCGAGGACGCCCCCCGGACAACGACGGAGCGUCCCGUGCGACAGCGGAGCCCUCCGGACCCCCACGGCGCCUCGGUGACAACGACGGGCCCCGAACGGCGACGGCCCCCGGACCCCGGCGGCCCCGAGGACGCCCCCCCCAAGGGUCUCCCCACGCUGGUGGAGGAGCCCCGAACCCCCCCGAUGCCGGACCCCCCCACGGACGACCCAGGGGAAGGAGCAGACGUGACGGCGCUCACGUUCCUCCCCUUCCCUCUUCCGGGCAAGCUGUUCUGCCCGACCUGCCACCCGCCGAGACAGUACAGGUCGCACGGCGACAUGAACAAGCACCUGCGGCGCUUCCACCAGCUGCGCCUAGCUUUUUACUGCUCCCUCUGCGGCACCGAAUACGAGGCCUUGAAGCUCCUCAAGAACCACCAGAAGGUAUGCCAAGGCCACGGAGCAGAGAGGAGACCCGGCACGCUGGUGAGGUCCGCCGCCCCGGCCCGGCGCACCCAGGCCGCGGCGCGGAGACCCGCCAGACCGGCCACCCCGCCGACAACCCCACCGGACCAGACCUCCGAGGACCGCCCUACGGAGAGACCUGCCCCGACGACGCCACCGUGCAGGCCUCCGCCCAGGGUCCCCCGACCGAACGCGACGCCCCGACCGGACAGCCCUCCACCGGGACCCCCGGGGCCACCCGAGGCCCCCGCCCCGCCGAGGGUUCCGGAGCCGCCGGGAGGAACCGAGCCGCCGGGCGCCCUCCGGCCCCCGAGCGUGCCGGAAUCUCCCGGUGCGGAGCCCUCCCCGCAGCAGAGGAUGCCCUCUCCAUGGCAGACCCUCUGGCUGGAGGAGCUCUCCCAGGCCACCACCUUCGAGGCUUUCGAGGCCUCGGUGGCCCGGCUCACAGAGGAGCUCUCGGCGGCCGCCCGGCCCGGCCAACCCCGAGGAAACAACAACAGACCGGCGACGCGACGAGACCACAGGCCCCAACCGCAGAGGCGACCCAGGCGCCAGCGCUACGACCCGGCGGCAGCCUCCCGGAUCCAGAAGCUGUACCGGGCCAACCGUCCCAAGGCGGUGAGAGAAAUCCUGGAGGGACCCUCGGCCUUCUGCCAGGUCCCCCGGGAGGCUCUCUUCAGAUAUUUCAACAGGGUCUUCAACCCUCCAACGGAUGCCGCCACCCCACGCCCCGCGACCGUCGAAGCGCUGACCCCCGUGCCCCCGGCGGAGGGGUUCGAGGACGCCUUCACGCCGCAGGAGGUGGAAGCCCGCCUGAAGAGGACCAGGGACACCGCCCCCGGCAAGGACGGGAUCAGGUACGGUCUCCUUAAAAAACGUGACCCGGGCUGCCUUGUUCUUUCUGUUCUCUUCAACAGGUGCAGAGAGUUCCGGCGCACGCCCGCCGCCUGGAAGAGGGCCAUGACGGUCCUCAUCCACAAGAAGGGAGACCCGAACGACCCGGGCAACUGGCGACCCAUCACCCUGUGCUCCACCGUCGCGAAACUCUACGCCGGCUGCCUGGCGGGCCGCAUCGCCGACUGGGCGGUGACCGGCGGAGCCGUCAGCCGAAGCCAGAAGGGCUUCAUGUCCACGGAGGGCUGCUACGAGCACAAUUUCACCCUCCAGAUGGCCCUGGACAACGCCCGGAGGACCAAGAAGCAGUGCGCGGUGGCGUGGCUGGACAUUUCCAACGCCUUCGGGUCCGUGCCCCACCGCCACAUCUUCGACACCCUCCGCGAGCUGGGCCUGCCGGACGGCGUCACCAACCUGGUGCGCGAGCUCUACCACGGCUGCACCACAACCGUCCGCGCCACCGACGGGGAGACCGCGGAGAUCCCCAUCCGGUCGGGAGUGAGGCAGGGCUGCCCCCUCAGCCCCAUCAUCUUCAACCUGGCCAUGGAACCGCUCCUUCGAGCCGUGGCGGGCGGCCCCGGCGGGCUCGACCUCUACGGCGAGAAGCUGAGCGUCCUGGCCUACGCCGACGACCUCGUGCUCCUCGCCCCCGACGCCACCCAGCUGCAGCAGAUGCUGGACGUGACGUCAGAGGCGGCCAGGUGGAUGGGCCUGCGUUUCAACGUCGCCAAGUGCGCUUCCCUGCACGUCGACGGGAAGCAGAAGAGCCGCGUCCUGGACUCCACCCUCACGAUCCAGGGCCAGGCGAUGCGGCACCUGCGCGACGGGGAGGCCUACUGCCACCUGGGGACGCCCACCGGCCACCGGGCCAGGCAGACGCCGGAGGAAACCAUCACCGGCAUCGUGCAGGACGCGCACAAACUGGACUCGUCCCUGCUGGCCCCGUGGCAGAAGAUCGACGCGGUGAACACUUUCCUCAUCCCCCGCGUCGCGUUCGUCCUGAGAGGCUCGGCGGUCCCCAAGACCCCCCUCAAGAAGGCGGACGCCGAGAUCCGACGGCUGCUCAAGAAGUGGCUGCACCUGCCGCUGCGGGCCAGCAACGAGGUCCUGCACAUCCCCUACCGGCAGGGGGGUGCCAACGUGCCCCGCAUGGGAGACCUCGGCGACAUCGCCGUGGUCACCCACGCCUUCCGCCUCCUGACCUGCCCGGACGCGACGGUAAGUAUCAUCGCCGCCAGCGCCCUGGAGGAGACCGCCCGCAAGAGGAUCGGCAGGCAACCCACCGGACGUGACUUGGCCACCUUCCUGAGCGGCUCGCUGGAGGGCGAGUUCAGCCGAGACGGCGGGGACUUUGCCUCGCUGUGGAGCCGAGCCCGCAACGCCACGCGCCGCCUCGGGAAGCGCAUCGGCUGCGCCUGGACUUGGACCGAGGAGCGCCGGGAGCUGGCAGUCUCCCUGCAGCCAGCCCCGCACGCCGACUCCGUGACCGUGACGCCCCGCACGAGGACCUUCCUGGAGAGGUUCCUGAAGGACGCCGUCCGCAACAAAUACGCCGGCGACCUGAGGGCCAAACCCGACCAGGGCAAGGUCUUCGACGUCACCUCGAAGUGGGACGCCAGCAACCACUUCAUGCCCAGCGGGAGCUUCACGCGCUUCGCGGACUGGCGCUUCCUCCACCGCGCCCGCCUCAACUGCCUGCCUCUCAACGGGGCCGUCCGCUUCGGCCACCGGGACAAGAGGUGCCGACGGUGCGGCUACGCGGCCGAGACCCUCCCCCACGUGCUGUGCAGCUGCAAGCCGCACGCCAGGGCCUGGCAGCUCCGCCACAACGCCGUCCAGGACCGGCUGGUGAGGGCCAUCCCGGCCGCCGCGGGGCAGGUCUCCGUCAACCGCACCGUCCCGGGCUGCGAGAGCCAGAUGCGCCCCGACAUCGUGAUCACCGACGAGGAGGCCAAGAAGAUCACCAUCGUGGACGUCACCAUCCCGUUCGAGAACCGGCGCCAAGCCUUCGCCGACGCCCGGGCUCGCAAGCGGGAGAAGUACGCCCCGCUGGCCGACACCUUGAGGGGCCGCGGCUACGACGUGACGGUCGACGCGCUCAUCGUGGGGACGCUCGGAGCCUGGGACCCCAGUAACGAGAGCGUCCUGCGCGCCUGCCGCGUCUCCCGCCGCUACGCCAAGCUGAUGCGCUGCCUCAUGGUGUCCGACACCAUCCGGUGGUCCCGCGACAUCUACGUGGAACACAUCACGGGCCACCGCCAGUACACGGACCCCAGCAGGAGAACAGCCGCCGGACCGGACCCGGAGGGGACCGCCUGAACCGCCCCCCUCCGCAACAGACGGACCUUCGCUUCAAGAGGACUCAUCAACGACGGACGACGACCCAGCGCCACCCGAAGAGGACCCCCGCGAUAGACUGUAUCUAGACUGAGACGCUUCAUCUUCGGACCACUUCUCCCACCGUCGCGGACCAUUGUCACGGGUAUGUGUGUUUCUAUCCUCUUUCUCUCUCAGCGUCGCGAAACCCCCCCCUCCCUCCCCCUCCCCACUCCCCUCUCCCCUUACCCCCGGGCUUAGUUGGCUAACUUUGUAUCGCAUGUAACCUAGGUGCGUUCCCAACCUCACCCCCAUCCUUUUAUUGUUAGUCCCUCGCCCGGGCGUUCUGUAUUUCCCUAUCGGCUUUGUCAUCUUUUUUGGAUUUACCAUCCUUACCAUUUACUGAUAAAAGUCAAUCUGUUCUUAUCAGUUUAAUAUCUGAUAUGUCCUCGAUGUGAGGACUUUAUAUUAAAUGGAUUUUUGGAACUGGGAGAUGGACUCGGAGCUUGCUCCAUCCACUCCACGCAUCGGCCUGGUAUUGCAGUGCCUCCAGGAGCGGUGCACCUCCCCUCGGGGAGAACUUGCUGCUGUCAAAAAGUAGAUCUCGUCGCUUCUUCAGAGACAUCUGGGGGGGCUGGUGCCAGGCAGGAGCCUCCAGCAGUCUGGCAGGCAGGCUACUACUUGGCUGAAGCCUUCAAGAGGACAGGGUGGCUGGCUGUCUGGAGGAAAGCGGUCCCUCUGCCUGCACCUGGAUGGAGAGCGUGGUCAGCAGCGUGCAGCUGAGGGGGGUGUCAGGGGCAGCCUGCUUGGUGACCCCCUGCGAACAGCUCUGUCACAGCGGAAAUCCUCUGUCACAGCAGAAAUCGUGGGCUUUAGGAUGCCGGAAAGCCGUGGCUGUUGUCGUCACACUGUUAUGAAGAAAACGAACCAAACUGAACACAGGCCGUACGGUACGGUACGGGACAUCUCAGAGGUCAGAUGCGAGCCAGAACUGAAAGCUGGAAGGCCUGGGAAGAGCCAGAGGCCGCCACAACACCAAGGCGAGGCUUCUGGAGCACGACGCGCUACACACCACCUACGUGGUGAGUGCAUGCAUCGUUUUGCCGUCGCGUGGCGUUGGAGCAGGGGGAGAUGGACGGUGCGGUGGGAGGAGCGCCCCCCGUGAGCAGGGGAGACGCACAAGCCCCGUCUCCCGGCCCAAGGCUCCUGUUCAAGACUGCCACCUACAACAGCUUGCCUGGCGCCUCGUGGCUGGUGGCCAUAUGCAAAAGCAUUGUUCUCGUGGUUGGGUGUGAACUAGCUGUGAACAACUGAGAGGCUCCACACCCAGAACUGAAAAGGCUUGGCUCCAUUUAAAUUGUCCUCGACUCCUUCACAGGCAACAAUUCAGGGUGUUUGAAAGACUGCCUGCCAGCGCAGGCUUUUUGUUGCUCCCCUGGCGCAGGCGCAGGCAGUCUUCCACCGGGUGUCUGGCCCUUUUUUAAAGGAGCAGCGUGUCUGAAGCGCGCCUGCACGCUGCACUGCCGAGGGCCCUGCACAGCACGCGGCGGCGAGUUCUGUCUUUUGGAAGGCGUGUUAAAAUGGGCCACGUCUGGCCGUACUGGAACCGGUCUCGGCUCGUUCACGCAGCAGGCCAGGCCAGGCCAGGCCAGGCCAGCAGCUUCAGGGCAAGCAGGGCAAGCGGCUUCUGAAGGAGCAGCGUGUCUGUGUUGUGGUGCUCCUGUUCAGGUACAAUUAGCGGGGUUCCCACUCGGUGAUUAAGGGUGUUCAACCACAACUGAAGCUCCUGGUAUUGCAGUGCCUCCAGGAGCGGCGCACCCCUGUGUCAAAAAGCAGAACUCACCGUUUCCCAGGGAGCUGCUUGGGGGGUGGGGCUUGUGCUGCGCAGGGCCCUCGGCAGUCCAGCGUGCAGGUGGACUUCAGACACGCCGCUCCUUCCAACACGCCGCUCCUGUAAAAAAGGGCAAGACACCCUGUUUAAUCGCUGAAAACACGGAGAACCGCUUCUUUUUUCCCCCGCGCUUGGCCUGCUGUUGCACUUUCUCCAGGACCAGCGCCAACCCAGGCCGGCAGACUGCCGGAAUAAGAGCAGCAAAAAGUGAGCUGACUAGCAGCUUGCUUUUCCUUCCUCCGCUGCAGCGAGGGGUCUCGUCAGUCAUGACGGGCUAGGGAAGGCGGUGCCGCCAGUACGUCCGAACGAGCGCCGGUUGCGCAAGCAACCGUGCCGCUCAGGUGAGUAGCCAAAGGGUCUCACGGUUCACCAGACCCAAUAAGGAGGACGGAACGUGGGUCAACACCCCCAGGUCCCAAGGACGCCCCGAUCCACUGGCAAGAACGUUCGAGGCACGUCAGGAGACCCCAGCUAGGUGGACCGCCGACUACGGAUCUCGGAGGACCCUCCCAGGAGGGUGGAACCAGCGAACCCGAGACGGCGACGAACCCUGACGCACCCCCCACGAUGUCGGGACCCAGGUCAGGAAGGCGCUACCGGUGAGGGCAGAGCAGCGGAAAUGGGGGUUGGUAAGGUCAGGGGAGUGUCCGAGGGAACUAUGCAGCAGGGAGGAAACGGUGUUCCACGUGUUAUGGGAACGCUCAUAUGCACGGAAGGUUUGGCAGAGAGUGGCGAGGUUUUGUAAAGAGAUAGGGUGGGGGGAUUGUGUGAGGUACGAGGGAGCGGUGUACGGUCUGGCGAGGCGUAAAGUGUGGGAAUGGGAGAUUCGGGUUUUGCUGUUGUGUACACGGAUGGCAGUGUGGGAAAACGAGAUGUUCAUUGGUCCAGAAGGGGCUUUAUUUUACGUCACGGGAAUGUGUUUCUUUGGCGUACGCAGAGUUGGGGUACUAUCGACGGAAAGGAGAAGGGGAGUGGGAAGGUACUGAUUGGAAGAAAUUGUUUGAGUAAGAGGGAAGGAAGGGGGAGGGAACGGUGAAGAGAAACAACUGUUUUGAUGUAUGUUAUGUUAUGUUAUUUUAUGUUAAGUGUUGAUAUUUAAGAGAGAGCUGAAACGCUUUGUAGUUUGAAUCUGUAACAAAGGGGGAAGCGGUUUUCUGUUUUGUACAGGAAAGUUUUGUUAUACUAUGACGUGAAUGGUGUUAUUUAGAGCUCCGAACCGGGAAAAGAGAACAUUUUGGUGGUGGUGGUGAACGAGGUAUGAUUUUAAUGUAUAUAAUAAAAAAAAAAUCAAAAAAAAAUCUGUUCUUAUCAGUUUAAUAUCUGAUAUGUCCUCGAUGUGAGGACUUUAUAUUAAAUGGAUUUUUGGAACUGGGAGAUGGACUCGGAGCUUGCUCCAUCCACUCCACGCAUCGGCCUGGUAUUGCAGUGCCUCCAGGAGCGGAGCACCUCCCCUCGGGGAGAACUUGCUGCUGUCAAAAAGUAGAUCUCGUCGCUUCUUCAGAGACAUCUGGGGGGGCUGGUGCCGGGCAGGGGCCCCCAGCAGUCUGGCAGGCAGGCUACUACUUGUCCGAGAAGGACAGGGUGGCUGGCUGCCCGGAGGAAAGCGGUCCCUCUGCCUGCGCUUGGAUGGAGAGUGCGGUCAGCAGCGUGCAGCUGAGGGGGGUGUCAGGGGCAGCCUGCUUGGUGACCCCCUGCGAACAGCUCUGUCACAACGGAAAUCCUCUGUCACAGCAGAAAUCGUGGGCUUUAGGAUGCCAGAAAGCCGUGGAUGUUGUCGUCACACUGUUAUGAAGCAAAACGAACCAAACUGAACACAGGCGGUACGGUACGGUACGGUACCUCUCAGAGGUCAGAUGCGAGCCAGAACUGAAAGCUGGAAGGCCUGGGAAGAGCCAGAGGCCGCCACAACACCAAGGCGAGGCUUCUGGAGCACUACGCGCUACACACCACCUACGUGGGGAGGAAGACACACCGCUGCACCGAGUGCAGGAAGGACUUCAUCAGCUGGCAAGGCGUGUCGCACCACCGGUGUGUGCGGAGGGGGCAGCAGCCACACCGCUGCACCGAGUGUGGGAAGAGCUUCAGGCAGCCGUCCAGCCUGGCCCGGCACCACCGCAUCCACACAGGGGAGAAGCCAUAUCCGUGCUCUGAGCGUGCGAAGAGCUUCACCUACUCCUGCAGCCUGUGCCGAACACCGGUGCAUCUCGCAGGGGAGAAGUGACGUGGGUGCUCUGAGUAUUGGAAAGGCUUCACCCACCUCUCCCACCCAUCCUGGAAUCAGCACGUCCACACCCAGAAGCAUCCCUAGUUGUGCCGGCAGUGCAGGAAGGGCUUGGAGAUGUGUGCCUGCUCAGCACCCAGCAGGGGCUGCGUUCAGACAAGCACCCUCAUGCUGGUGGCCUGCAGAAGGAGUUCCCCCAGGCUUUGUCCCUCGUAGGGCACAGCGGGAGUCCAGAGCCCAGAGGCUGGCCCCCAAGGUGUCAUUGUCGGGGAAGGGGGUUAAGAGGAAACGCCUCAGGCAGAGGUCAGCCCCGAUGUAGGGGAAGGAGAGGAGGUGAUCUUUGCAUCAGCCUUGGAGCCUGUGCAUUCCCCAUCAGUCUCUAACAGUACUCCCAGGGGAAGAAGUGCGUUCACGCUAGGGUGCCCUCCCCCACACAGCUGACUUCAAGUGACACCCGGGCACUUUUCUUCGCUGCCUCCCAGCUUUCUCCUUCCUCCUGGUCCAGGGGUUCUGGUGUAUGAGCCCCUGAGUUGCAGGGAGGAGUGCAUUUAAGGCUGGGGAAGCAUUCCCUACCCUCCUCCCUGACCUCGCCUUUCCUCACCACCACAUCACCCCUCUCCCAGACCUGCCCAUGCCCAGUGGGGUCUGCAAGGAGCUGCUUCUGCCACCCCCGGAGCCUUUUUGGCCUAUUUUGCCCAGCCACGAGGCCUUUUGGAAGAGCGGGAGGGAAGGCUGCAGCCUCUGCGGGAGGAGCGCGGCGAGCGCUGCCCAUUUGUGUGCAAGGGAAGAGGAAUCCAGCCCGGUGAUUUUCUCUGGGGGGCCGAGCGCAGAUCAAUCUCGCCGUGUGCUGUGAAGCCUAAAGGACACCUUGAAAAGUUCUUUUCUUCUGUCAGGAACCGGCGGACGGCUCCCUCCCCGCGGCUCCUCGGGGACUUCCUGACGGGUUCCCGACAGCAAAGGGAACGUGGUCCCCAGCGGCCGCCGGGCGCCGGCCUCCUUCCCCCCAGCCAGCCCCAGGUCGCAGGGCAGCGCCUGGGGACCGGACGCCGGCGAGCACCGGGCUGCCCUGGGAUGCGGCUUUGCCAACGCUCCUCAAUCCCCUGGGCCUGGGUCCCCCACAGCUCGUCCCUCCCCUGCAGCGCCCCGCCAGCUCACCCACGGCUCUCGUGUGCCCCUUGCACCCCCUUCAUCUCCGUGGUGCUAGUCAGUGCUGCUUCUCCUCCUGGUGAUGUAAUCUUUUUAUGUAAUCUUUUUUAUGGUAUAUCUAGCUUUUGCAAACUAUAUCUAACUGAAUACUUAAGGCAACUUACUGGUGCUGGGAGGGGUGUGGUAUGUGUGUGUUAAGAGAUGCUUGCAGAGCACAGCGUGUGGGAUGCGGAGGAUUCCUGGAAUGCCUCCCUAACACCAGCAGGAUAAUGUCUCCCUGACACUUGUAAGAUAGCAAGAAGUUGAGAAAAAGGUCUCAUUAUAAUGCUAAAAAUCACACCCCUGGGCAGAGCAAAAGUAUGUUAAUGAAACAUACAUGUAUGCAAAUGAAAUACAUGGCUAAACCAUAGGUAUAGAGACAUGCUCAGUAGAGAACGUCUUAUGUCAGUGGCUUGUAACCAAUCACUGAGCGAUACACUUGCAAACAUAUGUAUAAAAGGUACCCAAAGGUAGAAACCGGUGGUGCUUGCUUUGCAAAAGAUUGCCAAGCACCCCUCUCUGCGCAGACUUGAAACAAUAAAGAUUAAGUUGGAUCCUC
Molecule: messenger RNA, 10445 nt
Organism: Alligator mississippiensis (American alligator)
Lineage: Eukaryota; Metazoa; Chordata; Crocodylia; Alligatoridae
Exons: 2
Coding region: 813-4592 (1259 amino acids)
Source: RefSeq, a predicted model, not a curated record